Chaetomium globosum CBS 148.51 is the source of this 1194-nucleotide messenger RNA. RefSeq lists its product as uncharacterized. Gene Ontology annotation, molecular function: proteasome binding; endopeptidase inhibitor activity. The record is from RefSeq and is a predicted model, not a curated record. Gene Ontology annotation, biological process: proteasome-mediated ubiquitin-dependent protein catabolic process. Lineage: Eukaryota; Fungi; Ascomycota; Sordariomycetes; Sordariales; Chaetomiaceae. The coding region runs from base 1 to 1194 and encodes 397 amino acids. The transcript has 3 exons.
AUGUGGUCGCCGGAGAGACUCGGCCCAGCUGCCGUGCUGCAGUCCAUGGCUGACGCCCUUCCGAUCCAUCAGAGAGGUGACACCACCUCUGACAUGAGCGCCACCAUCGACUGUAUCGCAUUACUCGUCCACGCUUGCAUGUGCGUCGAACCGAGACCUCCGGUCUCAUCACCGAAGCUAACCAGCCCCCAGAAGACGAAUGCGCAAGCCACGCGCCCCCAUCUACCACCGCAAUGGAACAAUUCCAUUAAUUCGCACACCUUUGUUUACACCCAUGAUACCUCCUCGGUGAAGUUUGUGCUCCGUAUCGGCCGUCUGCCCACCGAGAUCGAGAUCCGCGGCGAGGCCACCGGGGACCAGCACUUUGUCCGUUUCACAAUCAAACCUCGUGAUUACCUCCAAGCCUCUGGACUACCAUUGCGUAUUACGAUCACGGCCGACGGCGGCGAGGACAGGAGCGACCUCGUUGAAAAACUAAAAGCCCUUUUCGUUUCCGAGGAUCGGAUCCAAGAAUCAGAGGACACCGACGAGGAGCUCCGCCGCACAGCCCCAUCACCCGAGAAAAAGCCGGUAGAACCGCCGGCACAGCGAGGCCCUCCCCCCGCCACUUCGCAACCGGAGAUGCUCUUCCGGCCCCCGCGCCGCGACCGGGAACGAGACCCAAACCUAAUCCUCCCGAGGGCACCCUCCGACCUCGGCCCCGGCCCCGCCCCCGGCCCCGCCCCCGACUUCCCGCCGCCCGGCUUCGAGGACGAGUACGAAGUCAACCAGCCGCCACACGGCCCGACGACGGCCGACCAGCGCCGCGGCGGCCGCGCCGGCUUCGGCAACCUGGGCCAUAGCGAUCUCUACCCGGCGGGGAUGGGCCCCCACGAUCCGAUUGGGGGUGCCUUCCCCGGUCCUUUCCAGAUCGGUCCCGACGGGCUCCGACAUCCGGCGCCCGGUGGUCGUGUUGGCGGGCCCGGAGGAGGCUUCGGCGGAGGGGCCGGUGGGAUGCACCCUACCUUUGAUGACCCCAUCUUUGGAGACCGCGGGGGCCGCGGGGGAGGUGAUGAUACGUUUGGUGGGCAGAUCCCGCCCGGGGCGAGGUGGGAUCCGUUUGGGCCUGGGGGUCACCCGCGGUUUGGGGGAGGACGUGGUGGUCGUGGGUCGGGGUUUGGCGGUGGGUCGGGGUUUGGUGGGGAUAUCAUUUAG